This is a messenger RNA of Nylanderia fulva, 2671 nucleotides long. Its product is annotated as G protein-coupled receptor Mth2. The record is from RefSeq and is a predicted model, not a curated record. Gene Ontology annotation, biological process: cell surface receptor signaling pathway; G protein-coupled receptor signaling pathway. NCBI's taxonomy places the organism in Eukaryota, Metazoa, Arthropoda, Insecta, Hymenoptera, Formicidae. Gene Ontology annotation, cellular component: plasma membrane. Gene Ontology annotation, molecular function: G protein-coupled peptide receptor activity.
GCGCUUAUGAAUGACAGUCUCAAUCGCGCGCUCAUGCUCGCCGCACGUAAGUUUCGCCAGUCGCGUGAAGCUACCAUGAAAUAUACGAGUGUGAAAUAUAAUUGCGUUGAUAACAAUGCCCAUCGUAAGGGCAAGAUUGUAAAAUUUAUCAAUCGAGAUUGUUUCCGCGAAAUUAUUUACAGAGACGUGUAAAUGUUUGUUGUAACAACGUUAACACGAUCGAAUGGUUGAUAAAUAAAUAUACGGACGACUCGUGUUUUAAUUUCGCUUAAGUAAUAGAAAAUAGUCGGAGAAUAAAAAGAAAAAGAUGGUCUAGAAUGCAAUGUAUAAAUUGGCACAUCAUGUUCACGAUAAAGUUCGUUCUGCUCGGUCUUCUGAUAUUAUCCUCGACAAAAGUUUCAUCGGAAUUGCAUCUGGCAAAAUGUUGUCCGUCAGAAAAGAUCUUCUCAGGACAUUCUACAGUGGAGUGUGUUUCGGCACCGAGCAGCAUGAUGGAACUUUAUGUUCUCCAUCGAAACGUUACCGCGGAGUUCCAAGGACUUCCGCAGUGUAAUGAACCCGAAGACAUCAUGACAACAUUGCUCGACGAUUUCAAUUCCAAGUUCUUAGAGGUUCCAGCUUGUCUCGAGAUACUUUACGAUCAAAAAACUGAAGAAAGUACUGUAAUAAUCGUUUAUUGUCAAUCAAACAAAGAUCGACAAGCGAAUACGAUUAACGAAUCCUUUUCACAACUCGCAUAUGUCAGAAAAUGUUGCUCUCAUAGUACAAUAUAUGACAGUCGCACGAAAACUUGCGUGCCUCGACUAAACAAAUCAGAGAGUCUUAUAACAUUUUUAUCAAAUAGAUCGGCUGAUAUAGAUUUUGUGGUGAUAACUAAUAAAAGUUCACCCACGUGCGAAGGUCCAAUCAUCGAUUACGAGAUUGACGAAAACGAUAUCUUUUUGCGAAAUAAUACUUACUCGGUGAUGGUUUCAGUAUUUCAAAAUAAUUUUAUCAUCAAAGAGGAAUUCUUUCUCACCAAAGAUAAUGCUUGCCUCGAAAUGUUGCCAAAUUUUACGGUUAAUCGAAGAUUGGCAGCUCGCGUUUGCAGAGAUUCGAAAUUCUGCGUCAAAAAUUCCUGCAUUAGAAAGUGUUGCGCUGAAAAUGAAUUUUUUUAUGCUCAGGGAUGCAAUAAACUUGCUACGCCCGAAGAACCGAUUGAGUUUUACCAGGCUUUUGCAAACGCCGUGAAUCUAACGGAAUUGUCUACCUUCAACAUUAGCAAAAAUUACGGGGUCUUAAUUGGGAAGCCAUGUAAACAUGGAAUGUAUCCUAUGGAUUCAAGAGAAGAAGAAUGGUCGUUGACGUCAGAAGGAUAUGUUCUUGACGAAGAUUAUCAGAGCUACAAUCAAAACGAAUAUUGCAUGGACAUUUUUUACAAUAAAUCGGAAUUUGAUAAUAGUUUUCAUUUGUUUAUAUGUUUCGAAGAUGCAGAAUCAUCACAGUACCUUCCAACAAGGUACCAAGUGAACACCAUUCUGGAGAUCACCAGCUGCGCUUUUCUGCUGAUGACUCUAUUGGUAUACGCGUGUCUUCCGAGUCUGCAAAAUCUUCACGGUAAAACACUCAUGUGCCACGUAAGCAGUCUCUUCCUGGCCUUUACCUGUUUAGCUAUCAUACCCUGGAUUAUGCCUGCUAGCGUAGUAGAAACGGAGGAGCUAAGAGCUAUUGCAACGUGUAAAGCUUUAGCUUACACCAUGCUUUCUUUUCUAUCAUCAUUUUCCUGGCUCAACGUCAUGUGCUUCGACAUAUGGUGGACCUUCGGAGGUUUACGUGGCAGUACGAUUACAAAGGCGCGUGGACAUAGAAAAAGGUUCCUAUUAUAUUGCUUGUAUGCGUGGGGCUUCUCCCUGUUAGUGUCAAUCCUGGCGAUCAUUGCUGACUACACGAAUAUCCUGCCAGAUUAUUUGCAACCAGAUAUUGGCAAUACGAGCUGUUGGUUUACACAAAAACUAGAUUCGUUGAGCGAAGUAACUUUCUUUAUCGGGCCCAUAACGAUUCAACUGAUAUCCAACGUGGUGUUCUUCGUUCUCACAUCCAUACAUUGCAAUAAGGUGAAAGCAGAGAUAAAAAGAGUAACUAGAGAUCCUAUGGAUCCCAGAAGCAAGCGAUUUCAUUCCGACAGAAGUAGAUUUGUCAUGAAUAUCAAAUUGUUCAUCGUUAUGGGAAUAUCCUGGAUCUGCGAGGUGGCGUCGUAUUUCAUGAAAAAAUAUUUUAAUGACUUUUACUGGCAUUACACAUUAUUCUAUGUUAGUGAUGUCUUCAACUGCCUUCAGGGCUUAUUGAUCUUUAUUCUCUUUGUCUUGAAAAGUCGAGUUUAUCGGGCCCUUCGCAGACGAGUGGGAUUGGAUGACAACUUGAAACCGAGCCCAACGUGCAAUGUAACCGCGACUUUACAAGAUCCUUACAGAAUCAAGAAAAGUGCAAGCAGCAGUACAUUAAUGACUACAUUUGGCAUCAGUUCAACGUCGUAAGAUAAUAAUUCAAAGUGUUUAGUACACAUACUUUUUAUGCUUAACUUUUAUGUGCCAUAUUUUUGCAUAUAUUCGAUAUAUCUGCUUUAACUGAACUACCUUCUGGCUUCUCUUAUCAGAUAAAACAUGUACCAAUAAAUAACUAUUAUCAAAUUUUA